UUUUCAGCCAGGGGUGUAUGAGUGCACAGAGGAGAGCACACUCACAGAGACAGAUUAGAGUCAGUGAAGGAGGCAGCGGAGGACAAUAAAGGAUUAAAAGAAAGAAACAACAAGGGGGAAACAAUGUACAAGUGAUGGCGAGGAAACCAAAAGAGAGGAAAAAAUGAAAGAAGACAUCCCAGUGUAUAGAAGUCAAAGGAUGUGGGACCUUUGCCCUGGACAGUGAGAGUGGGAGGCAGUGGCACAGAAAUUAAAAUUACAUCAAGUGACUAAAAAGAACAGCUAACUUACAGGUGGUCUCCCGAGGGUUCCAAACACCACAUUCAUGGUGGUCACCUGAUGUUUGGGAGCAGGGCAGAGAUGUGAAUGACUGCCGGUGCCAUGGGAACAAGUAGGUGCAACAGGUACAGUAUUGUGUCAGACAUUAUACCAGAGGACGAACACCUGAAACUCUCUACUUUAAGACUCCGUAACGGCCUCAGUUCAUCCAACUGCUGCCUGCAAUCGGCCUGUGACGCAGAAGCAGAAGAAAGUAGGAGGAGGUCAGGAGCCUCUGCUGUCGUGCCCAACACAAGGGAACAAGAAGGGAUGAACAACUACAACGGAAAGAUUCUGACAAGGGGCUCCAACCAAACACGGAGCCGGUUUGUGAAGAAAAAUGGACAAUGUAAUGUUGUAUUCACCAACAUGGAUGAAAAGAGGCAGCGCUACCUUGCUGACAUCUUCACUACCUGCGUGGACAUCCGCUGGAGAUACCUGCUGCUCAUAUUCUGCACCAGCUUCAUGCUCUCCUGGCUUUUCUUUGGCAUUAUCUUUUAUAGCGUCUCCCUGGCUCAUGGGGACUUUGAGGAGACCUCUAUGAUCACAGUGGGUGGCCAUCUGGGACCCACCUCCGGACACACAGGUGGAGGGCAGUCGCAAAAGAUGCCCUGCAUACUUCACGUCCAUGGGUUUGUUGGGGCUCUCUUGUUCUCCAUGGAGACCCAAACAACCAUUGGCUAUGGCUGGCGCUGCGUUACUGAGGAGUGCCCAGUCGCUGUGAUCACAGUAGUUAUUCAGUCCAUUGUGGGCUGCAUCAUUGACUCUUUCAUGAUUGGCACCAUCAUGGCCAAGAUGGCUCGGCCAAAGAAGAGGAACCAGACCCUCAUGUUCUCCAAAAACGCUGUCAUCUCCUUGCGUGAUGGCAAGCUGUGCCUCAUGUGGAGGGUUGGCAACCUGCGGAGGAGCCACAUUGUGGAGGCUCAUGUCCGUGCUCAGCUCAUACGCUCCUAUGUCACAGCUGAAGGGGAGUUUAUCCCAAUGGAGCAGAUGGACCUCAAUGUGGGCUAUGAUGAGGGUACAGACAGACUGUUUCUAGUAUCUCCACUGGUAAUAGUCCAUGAGAUUGAUAAAGACAGCCCUCUCUAUAACUUCAGACGAGCAGAUUUGGAGGCGGAUGACUUUGAGAUUGUUGUGAUCUUGGAGGGGAUGGUGGAGGCCACAGCCAUGACCACCCAAUUCCGCAGCUCCUAUCUCGCCAGAGAGAUCUUCUGGGGCCACAGGUUCGAGCCUGUUAUUUUUGAGGACAGAGACCGUUAUAAGGUAGACUACGCCCGCUUCCACAACACCUAUGAGGUGCCAUCGACGCCCCAUCUCAGCGCCAAAGAGCUGGAUGAGGCAGCAAGCCGGGCCUCUUCUGCUUCUCCGACCUCUGCAUGCCAAGCCACCCAUAACCUGAUGCCACACUCACUGAGCGCCUUCUGCUACGAGAACGAGGUAGCUUUGAGUGGUGGUGAGGAGGAGGAUGACAUCUUUGAAUCUUCUCAGGUCAUAGGGAAGGAGAAGGCAGAGGAGAGGAGGACUUCAGUUUCUGUUGACUUCCAAAAUAUGUUCCAGGACAAUGCGACCAUGACAUCAGGCGGUCAUAACGUCAUGUGUGUCCUGGAUAUGGACAAUAACCAGAUGGAAUUUGACAUCCUACAGACUGCCAUUCCACUUGAUCCAGUGACCUAUAAGAGUGAGCAGGAGAUCUAAGGAUUGUACAGGGAUCGUCUCCCAUGUUCUUCUUUUGACAUCAACAAAUCUUUCAGUAAAACCGAGGAGGGAUUUCUUACCACAGUGAUUUAACCCCAUUUGCCUUGCCAGUGUUGUCAUAUGUUUAUGCUUUCUUUUCCUCAUGGAGAUUAAAAGUGAUGAAAAAAUGUUUUUUCUUAAAUAUGUUGUGAAACAUGGAGCUGCAGUUUUGAAGAGCCAUAACAAUCCAGAUUGAUUCUGCAGGUCAAAGAGUCCUUGAAAAAGCUCCGACACACAUUUGGUUUCAUUUGUCAUGAUUUGUCAACCAAAGGAAAGCACAAAACCAGAGAAGUCCGGAAACUUGAAGUUGUGUUGUAGACUGUGUGUACAUUUUGCAUCAUUCAUAAGUAAAUAUAUGAAAGAGAUUUCAAGAGAAUUCAUGAAAGCAAUAGCAGAUAAUUCUCUUCCUUUUUUUUUUUUUUUUUUUUUUUUUGUAGGACAGAUGAGCUUAAAAUGCCAUGUGGACAAUUUUUGCUUGAUAUUCCUCAUUUUUCAUGCCUGCACUAGUUUCUUGCAAAGUUUUGCUAUUUGCACUUUUGUGAGACUGCCUGUUUUGGUAAAUCUUUUCAUAAAAAAAUUCACAAAAUCUCUGUUUAACUAGAGAAACUACUGAUGUUGAUUUUGCUGUGCAGUAUACCAAGAAGACCAUUCCAAGUGCAAUCACUCAGUGUAGCAGGUGGAAUAUUUACUGAAUGCGGUAAAGGUUCCUUUAGAAAGUAUCCUCGAACAAAUGUCUCAAUUUACUAUUAUUUACAGAAAAAUGACUGAACUUUAAAACUUUUAUUUCCUAGUAAAUAUACUAAAAUCAAAGAAUAUGUAACAGUUUUCAGAUUGAGAUGCUGAAUUUUAGCAGAUUGCAGUUUUAAAAUGUAGUUCAUAUUAAUAUUUUAGUGUUAUUUUAAAAGAAAAGUUAGACUUUUGUUACCUUCAUGGAUUAUUUCCAAACCUUUUUCUUGGUUUGUUUCUCGUGGAAAUUGUAGCCAGUGAAAACAGGAACAAUACUGAGAAGUGGCUUUGUCUCAUGUCUGUGUUAUUGUUGUUCGCCAAAGGUCUGGGGUUGGAAAGUAAAGCACAGAGAGCCUUUGGAAACGAAGGUGCAUGCAGCCUAAGUGUACUAAAUGUCUCUGAUAGUGGAAAGGUGUGAAGCCACUGUGAAGUACCAAAGGAAACAAAGGGACGAGGGAUAAGGGGGAAAGUGUACAAUAGGUUAUGGGACACUGAAGAUAAAACCUGUAGAGUGUAAAAGUUCUAAAAUAGAUUCAAUAAAAAUAUCUCCCUAUUUUUCCCAGAUCUGAUUUUAACUUUAUGUUAAAUGUGACAAAUUUCACUCAUCUGAUUCUUUAAUGAUCUGUGUAGCCAUUGUUAGGAUUUCAAAUCAAUGUUUCAUCACCCUCCAUUUCUUUUAUUGCUCCUCCGUUGACAAUUAUUUCUUAAUAUGUUUUUGCUGAUGGCAAAACUUGUGCAGGUGUGUAUAAAAAAACAGACUGACUAAGUGAAGCUGCAUGUAAUAGUAUGAAAGUGUUUGCUUUAUUCUCAUCGAUGUGAGUCUUUGUUUUUGCCAUUAGUUCUGUCUUUGUAUACCUUGUCCCUAAUUCCUAAUCAGGGCUAUUAAUUACAUGUAUUUUAGAUUUAAGUGCACUGAAAGAGCCAUCCCCUAUAUGUGUAUAAGUCGGUUUGGCAGUGCAGUAUAUUCUCUGAUCCAAUGUAAUAACAAGCCAGUUAACACUAUAAGAUACUCUAUAUCUCAAACACACAUAAGUCAUAAUGGAUUUAUAAUCAAAUUGCUAUAGAUUGUGAGGAUUUGCAAAAUAUACAAUGCUAACAAGGGUUGAUUGUUGGUUUUGAACUGUGUAACUAUUUAACAAUUCUACGUAAGUAUGGACAGAGAACCAACUGAGGAGAACAAUGGAAAUAAAUUUUAUGUAACAGAAAAUGUAUCUUUGCCGCAAAGUCUUCCUGCUUUGUGUAAAUCUGACAAAUUUCCACCCCCUGCUUUGAGAUAAACAUGCACAACUACUGCUCUAAAUGGAAAGAAAUCUUAAUUACAAAGCACUUUAUUCUUACAUGUGCACAUUUGAUGUUGCAAAUAAAUAUUUCUAUGAUUUAAUAUGUUUUUCCUUUUAAAAACUUAUCCUUGUAAAGGAUUACUAGAACAUUAUUAAAGUCUGCAGACUGAA
This is a messenger RNA of Sphaeramia orbicularis (orbiculate cardinalfish), 4229 nucleotides long. It is a transcript of the gene kcnj4, whose product is annotated as potassium inwardly rectifying channel subfamily J member 4. Gene Ontology annotation, biological process: potassium ion import across plasma membrane; regulation of monoatomic ion transmembrane transport. Bases 367 to 2013 code for a protein of 548 amino acids. The record is from RefSeq and is a predicted model, not a curated record. NCBI's taxonomy places the organism in Eukaryota, Metazoa, Chordata, Actinopteri, Kurtiformes, Apogonidae. Gene Ontology annotation, cellular component: plasma membrane. The transcript has 3 exons. Gene Ontology annotation, molecular function: inward rectifier potassium channel activity.